This is a messenger RNA of Closterium sp. NIES-65, 246 nucleotides long. Lineage: Eukaryota; Viridiplantae; Streptophyta; Zygnematophyceae; Desmidiales; Closteriaceae. The record is from the annotation of a GenBank genome assembly.
AUGUCAGCGACAUCUUUGGAGCGUCUAUCCCGUCGUCAUUCUUCGCGAGUGCGAAAUGGCGGUGUCUGCAGAGCUGGUUACCAGCAUCGUCCUUUGGCUGCUGCUCAAUCUUCUCGUUCCCCUGCUCUUCAAGCGCGCGGAGUUCUCUCUCCGCGCAUCCCCCUUGCACUGGCGCUGGCUGCGCGGAGGCAGGAGGAGGGGAAGCCCCAAGCGGAAGCGCAGGGCAAGGGGAGGCGAAUGCGAUAG